AUGGCUUCGGACCUCGAUCAGCUCAUUGACAUGGGCUUCGACAAAGAACGCGUAGAGCUAGCUAUUUCCAAAACCGGUGGUCUGCAUGGCGCUCUGGAAUGGCUCGAGACAAACCAGGACAAAUCACUGGAGGAGAUUAAAGCGGCAGGAUCACAGGAAGCAGAGGAGGACGAAGGCCCUGCGCUGCAACCAGGCGAGGAGGCCCGUAGCUUGGUCUGCAACGACUGCGGCAAGAAGUUCCGAAGCCAUGCGCAGGCCGAGUUCCACGCAUCCAAGUCUGAGCAUGUGGACUUUUCCGAGUCGACCGAAGAUAUCGCGCCAUUGACAGAGGAGCAGAAAAAGCAGCGACUGGAUGAGUUGAGGGAGCGACUGGCAGAGAAACGGUCAGCACAAACAAUGCAGGAUAAGGCAGACCAAAAGCGAAAUGAAGAAAUCCGGAGAAAGAGUACCAAAGAAAGUCAGGACGCAAAGGAGGACCUGAAGCGGAAACAAGCAUUGAAAGAUGCGGCUGCAAACAAGAGAGAGAAGGCGGAGGAGCUUGAAGCUAAAAAGCGCAUCAGGGCUAAGAUCGCGGCGGACAAGGAGGAACGACGAUUGAAGGCUGAGCGUGAGCGUGCUGAGCGUGCGGGUGUGGCACCGCCUCCCCAGCCCGCUGCUGCCCCAGUGCCUACAGCGUCCGGUCCAACUACGUCGAAGCCUGCAUCUGCUUAUACCGAGACUCGUCUGCGCUUCCAGACCCCCAGUGGAAACAUUAUGAAGACACUUCCUGUCAGCACCACUUUGUUCGAGGUCGUUGCGGCCUUGAAAACGGAGGAUGGCAUUGAAGUUGAGAGCUUCACCCAGAACUUCCCUCGGAAGGUUUUCAAUGCCGAGUUUUUCGGGGAGACAUUGAAAGAACUAGGACUUACACCAAGUGCGAGCUUGGUUAUCCAAUAA
Messenger RNA from Penicillium pulvis, 936 nucleotides. RefSeq names its product UBA and UBX domain-containing protein. The coding region runs from base 1 to 936 and encodes 311 amino acids. The record is from RefSeq and is a predicted model, not a curated record. NCBI's taxonomy places the organism in Eukaryota, Fungi, Ascomycota, Eurotiomycetes, Eurotiales, Aspergillaceae. The transcript has 3 exons. Gene Ontology annotation, molecular function: protein binding.